UAUUUUCCUAGAAUAGAAUACGACACAGAGAUUGACUACGAACAGUGGUCAGAUUUUUAUUGUCAGUUGUCUUGUCCGUAAGUCAAAACAUUACUCCCAUCUAGAAGAAUGUGGGGUAUAUUUUAGACAGGUGCCGCUAAGAUAUUUCCAGCUAUUCCCAUGAUAACGCGUGUUCAGCAUUGACAUCGUUGUUGCAAACAGUUACGUUAGCGGCCCACACUGUGCACUUUUAAGCAUUCCCUUGGACAAACCGUAUUUUACUUUCACAACGUAUUCCAAGGAAUAUAUGUUAUUCGUCGCUACAGACACUACACUUAUUGGUUUAAUAUUGUUUGCUAAGUCGUAAAAGGGUUGAAAUAAAAUGAAAAAAUCUACACAAUGAGUUGGGAAGUAAGGCUAUAUUGAAUAUGGUAAAAAAACUAACGAAAGAAAAGGAAAAAUAAAACCAAGUGGAUAAUAUGGGCCUCAACUCAAAUCGUUUGCCGAGAAGAGAAAGACAAAAUGUUCACGCCGAUUACGCAUCAAGGAUGUCAAAACCAGUCUCGGGACAAGCGGAAAAUUCGCUUCAUAAAAGUAAAUCAACAACGCACCUAAAAGGGGGAAAUACGGAUUCUGAGUCGAACCAAAAGCGACAUCGAACGCUUCGGGAUUUUUUUAAUUUUCGACGAUCAAGGAAGCAAACUUAUCAUGAACGACAACUCACGACUGUGAAUAAAGAUAAUGCGGAUCCAUCCCCAGAUAAUUCGAAUAAUUGUACAACAACCGCUAUAAACUCGACUAAAGACUUUUCUGAGAAUCCUGAAAUUGUUGAACAACCGCAAGCUGCUAAUUCAAGUCACGUCGAUAAACUUGAAUGCGAAUCCAGGAAUCCAAUGGUGUCUACAGCUCUGUACAACAGGAGAUUUAAUCAUUUUGAAAUGGCGAAAAGACAUUCCCUGGCUGCCAAUUUUUUAUCCAAGAAUCUAUCCUGGAAUUCUACUGACGAUCAGGAAUAUUUUACAUCUAUGGUUUCAUUGCCGGGACAAGACAAAACAUUAGCAGAAAAAUAUAAUCACGUUGCGACACAAAAUAAUAAUAAUAACGAAUCUAUUUUACACUUGAAAUUCAAUGAAAAGACAGAACAAACGUCAGUGAUUGGUACUCCUGUUGUUUCACGACGAUACGAUCGUUUAAGCUUGAAUUUAAAUAAUAAAAAGACAGAUAUAAAUAAACUGAAAAGAAAUGCAAGCGACGUAUCUCCAUACUUACAAAGACACGGUAUACAUGGACUACCGGGGCCCGAGGAGGAAGAGAUGAACUUUAAAGGAAGAACUGGUCUCUCACGAUCUCAAAGUAUGUUCAGACCAACCAAACCAACAACCCCCAAACCACUCAAGGAUGCGGCAUCUCUGAGUGAUAGCCAAUUUCGUUUAUUUUGUCAACCGGUUAUUCGUCGCACAUCAAUCGAGCACGGACGACCUGGUGUUACAGUAUCAGAGAGCAUGUGUGAUUUGCGACCACCGAAAGUUGUGACAUGGAAACGUCAUUCAGUAGCUCCUGUCAAUGAGGACAUUUACGAAGGUUUGAUUUCAUCUGAAUUCACGAAAUCUCUUGGAAUGUUGAAAAGUCACGCAAAAAAAGGGUCAGGACCAAUGUCGGAAUUAGAUCAUGCCAGAACUGCUUCGGAUCGCCCAGUACAACUAUUCAACAAGCGUAAGAACUCAAGAAGAAAUUCGAAUCUGUCUUUAGCGAACAUCUCAACAUCUUCCAAAAAUUUGAUUGAAGACGAACUAUUAUUGAAAUCAAAUAACAUUCUGGAAAAUAGUACGUUUACAAAAAUGUAUGAAAAUUCAGAACACGAUCUUGGGAAUGAAGCUCCUCGACCAUUCAACGUUAGAAGUGAUCAAAUGCGGCCGCGUGAUCACCAAACCCAACCAAAUUUCAGACACCGCGUAAUGUCAGCGAGUUAUUGCUACGACGAAAGCGUUGAGAAUUAUAUAGUUGGAAACGGCAUCAACCAUGCAUCAGAUUCUCUUGAGUCAUUAGAUUUUAGCACUUCAUUGAGCAUACCUACUGAUUUAGAUCGAAUGCAUUGGGAGAAUAAACGUUUGGAAAUGUCACGAAAUGCAGGUGCAUUGUGGGAGAAUGAUUAUUCAACAUCUUAUCACAUCAUGGAUAUCGCUGAUAUUUUUGAAAGAGAAAGAGAUGAAAAGAUUUUGGCAAAUCUUUCUGGUAGCGUUGUUUCGUCUUACGCUGAAGCAUUAUGGGAUCACGUGACUAUGGAUGAAGAAGAACUUUCGUUUCGGGUCGGUGACGUCAUCUUAGUGAAAAGCAUGGAAGAUCCAGUAUGGUGGUGGGGAGAACUUGAUGAUGCUGAAGGGUGGCUGCCCGCGUCCUUCGUAAGGGUCAUCGUUAACCAGUCAUGGCCUUUAUCAAUGGACGAUCAAGAGAUCGAACGUCCAAAUAUCAGAGACUCGGCGACGUGUAGUGUGGACACGAUUGAUGGGCAAACAACAAAUAUGAAGACAAUCCCAGACAUACAAACAAAAACAGCAGGAUCUGUUAAUUUAACGACUUUAAAUAAAAUGCGAAGUAACGUUGUGAAGGAAAUAUUAAAUUCUGAGCGGGAUUUUUUGAAACAUUUGAGAGACAUCGUCGAGGGAUAUUUAGAAAGAUGCAGAAAAAGGAUGGAUAUGUUUUCAUCGGACUUUAUUCUUACUGUCUUCAGUAACAUCGAAGAUAUUUACAAAUUUCAAGGACAAUUCUUCAAACAACUUCAGAAAUCAUUCCAAUCUGAAUCUCCUCAUGAAAGUGAUAUUGGAUCAGUAUUUCUUCAAUAUAAAAAACAGUUUGAAAUAUAUUCUGAAUAUUGUAAUAAUCACCCAUCAGCGACUUCCAAACUAGCCGAAGCAAUGCAAUCGAAAAAAUGCCGAUAUUUUUUCGAAGCUUGUAGAUUAUUGCAACAAAUGAUCGAUAUAUCCAUUGACGGAUAUUUACUAACUCCAGUUCAGAAAAUAUGCAAAUACCCACUUCAGCUGGCUGAGUUAUUAAAAUAUACAAAUUCGGAUGAUCCAAACUACAAAAAUGUGGAAAAGGCAUUGGAAGCGAUGCAGGACGUCGCAAGAAUGAUAAAUGAACGAAAACGUCAGGUUGAAAAUAUUGAAAAGAUAACUUCGUGGCAGAAGAAUAUCAUUGAUUGGCAGGAUGCCGAUGUUUUAGAUCGAAGUACAGAAUUAAUUUAUUCGAACGAACUUUAUGUUCUCACUCUUCACAAAGCGAAACCGCAACUCAGGGUCGGAUUUUUAUUCGAUGGACAAUUUGUUAUUUGCAAAAAGGAUUUGUUACGAAAAGAUCUUUUGUACUAUAAAACUCGACUGGAUUUGAGUAAGUUCGCCAUUGUCGAUUCAGAUGAAGUUUCGAAUGAUGAUCUUGCAAUUCAACUGGUAUCCGGUACGAAUUUAAAACAUUGGUGGCAAAUGAAAUCAACCGAUUCUUCUGAACAAAUUAUUUGUCUAUGCAAAAAAGAAGAAGGAAAGAAAAGAUGGAUCAAAGAAUUCAACAAAGAAAGAACAAUGUCUGAAAUAAUUAAUGAACAUCGAUACGUUGUAUCGAAAGAAAUCAAGCGGAAAAUUGUGGAAAAUGCAACUUUACGUUGCCAGAAGCAAGGAAACGAAACUCUCAGAAAACAAACUUACACCAAACGUUGGAAACGCAGUUGGACAAAACAUUAUUUAGAUCGAAAUAGAAAUUUUAACACAAUCCUCAGUGGAUUUUCUUAAAUAUCACUUCAAAAGUCAUGUGGUAUUUGAAGUCGUGUUACUUUUAUCAUUCGAGCGUAUUCUCAGGAAUGAGUAAAUACCAUUUUACGAAAGGGUAAUUGUAAUUUUUCAUUGUAGAACAGAUGAUAAAAUUCAAACUGAAUUAAAUAGUUAAUACCAGAAGGGAGUUUGCACAGUUGAAACACAUAAUAAGUUCUUUCUCUAUAGUUCUACGUGUUCUUUAUUGGAUUCUUGUGUUGACCAAUCGUAGUAUGGACAUUCCAAGUUUAUAAUAUAUAACAAAACGAUUAUUUUACUGAGUUUUACCAUUCUUUGACAAUUUUUACAUUUUUAUUAAUCUUAUAUUUGUGUAUAUUAUACUGUUCAUUUUAGAUAAAAUGUCGUAAAAAAAUG
Messenger RNA from Styela clava, 4151 nucleotides. RefSeq lists its product as uncharacterized. Lineage: Eukaryota; Metazoa; Chordata; Ascidiacea; Stolidobranchia; Styelidae. Gene Ontology annotation, molecular function: protein binding; guanyl-nucleotide exchange factor activity. The record is from RefSeq and is a predicted model, not a curated record.